Molecule: messenger RNA, 5188 nt
Organism: Siniperca chuatsi (mandarin fish)
Lineage: Eukaryota; Metazoa; Chordata; Actinopteri; Centrarchiformes; Sinipercidae
Gene: has2
Product: hyaluronan synthase 2
Exons: 4
Coding region: 784-2442 (552 amino acids)
Biological process (GO): extracellular matrix assembly; hyaluronan biosynthetic process
Molecular function (GO): hyaluronan synthase activity
Source: RefSeq, a predicted model, not a curated record
GCUCCUCCUUAUACCCCCGAAACCUUAUUAAAACAACACGCCAAUCUGUUGUAGCCCGGUAAAAGGGGUUUGGGAGACACAGCAGCCAUAAAGGAGGCUCCACACACAGCCGUCUGGAAGGCAUUAGACAACAGCAGCAGAGAUACUUUUGGCCACUUCAUGGCUCUGUGUAACCUGGAUGCUUGGGGAAACUAUAGAAAUACUUACCUACAUGCCCCUCAAGAGAGCAAAAUACAAAUUAUCUGACUUAAUGUUUAAUUGUUAGAGUCAUUGCUGGAAGCUUUUUUUCUUCUGUGUCAAUAUGAAUGACGCAGCCAAAGUUGAUGGCUUUUUUGUAACUUUUAAAAACUUUUAAAAUACGAAUGAAACUGUCAGAAGUUGAUGGAGAAAAAUAUUUAUCAUUUUUGCAUAGUGUACUUUUUAUUUAUACUUUUUUAUAUGAAUGACGCCAAAGAUGACUGAUAUGAUGUUUGUGUUUGUACACCAAAGAUGCAUGCGGUGCAUAGUUAAUGACUGCAGACAGACUGUUAAAAACUAGAGAAGACAAGCAGUCGUGAAUAUUUUUGAGUAUCCAGCUGAGCAAACUUAGAGGAACGUGCCUGAAUCUUAUUUUAUUUUCUUAUUAAUGAGGAUCAUUUUCAGCGGAUUCAUGAGCCUCAUUACUACACAAGUGUCCUUUGAAACUUUGUCGAGACUUUUUCUCCCUGUGGAACGGUACCAGAGCCGCCGGAGUUGACCGCAUCCUUGCUCAAGGACGAACGAGAGGACAACAGCCGCUUUAAGAUGAGGUGUCACAGAGUCUUCACCUACCUGCGGAUAUUUGGGACCACCAUGUUCGGUGUGUCCCUCCUGGUGGGCAUCUCUACGGCCUACAUCAUGGGCUACCAGUUCUUCACCACAGCUCGCAAUCACCUAUCCUUCGGCCUGUAUGGCGCCAUCUUGGUCAUCCACCUCAUUAUCCAGAGCAUGUUUGCGCUCUUAGAACACCGAAACAUGCGGCGAUCCUUAGAGACGCCUAUCAAACUGAAUAAAUCCUUGGCAUUGUGCAUUGCAGCGUAUCAAGAAGACCCAAACUACCUGAGGAAAUGCCUGGUGUCUGUGAAGAGGCUGACGUACCCAGGGAUAAAAGUGAUCAUGGUGAUCGACGGGAACUCGGAUGAUGACUUGUACAUGAUGGACAUUUUUAAAGAGAUCAUGGGAUGGGAGAAAUCGGCCACAUACGUGUGGAAGAGUAAUUAUCACAACAGAGGGCCCGAGGAGACGGAUGAGAGCUACGCUGAGAGCCUUCAGCAUAUCUCCAGGCUGGUGCUGAACAACAAGUGUGUGUGCAUCAUGCAGAAGUGGGGAGGGAAGAGAGAGGUCAUGUACACACCCUUCAAAGCACUGGGGAGGAGUGUGGACUAUGUGCAGGUGUGUGACUCUGACACUAUGUUGGACCCAGCAUCAUCGGUGGAGAUGGUGAAGGUUCUAGAAGAAGACCCUAUGGUGGGAGGCGUUGGAGGAGAUGUACAGAUCCUAAACAAAUACGAGUCGUGGAUCUCCUUCCUGAGCAGUGUGCGGUACUGGAUGGCCUUCAACAUUGAGCGGGCUUGCCAGUCCUACUUUGGUUGCGUGCAGUGCAUCAGUGGGCCUUUAGGAAUGUACCGGAACUCCCUCCUGCGCGAGUUCCUUGAAGACUGGUACAAUCAGACUUUCAUGGGAUCCCACUGCAGUUUUGGGGAUGACCGUCAUCUCACAAACAGAGUUCUAAGCCUCGGGUAUGCCACCAAAUAUACUGCACGAUCAAAGUGCCUCACUGAGACGCCGAUUACAUACCUGCGGUGGCUCAAUCAACAAACUCGAUGGAGUAAGUCAUAUUUCAGAGAAUGGCUUUAUAACUCUAUGUGGUUCCACAAACACCAUCUAUGGAUGACUUAUGAGGCUGUGAUCACAGGCUUCUUCCCGUUUUUCCUCAUCGCCACUGCGAUCCAACUCUUCUACCAAGGAAGGCUCUGGAAUAUUCUGUUGUUUCUACUCAUUGUGCAGGCAGUGGCACUGAUCAAGUCGUCAUUUGCCAGCUGCCUCAGAGGUAACAUUGUCAUGGUGUUCAUGUCAUUCUACUCUGUACUGUACAUGUCAAGCCUGUUGCCAGCCAAAAUGUUUGCAAUAGCAACAAUCAACAAGUCUGGAUGGGGGACAUCUGGGAGGAAAACAAUAGUGGUGAACUUCAUUGGUCUGAUUCCUAUAUCAGUUUGGUUCACCAUACUCUUCAUUGGGAUUAUCUACACAAUAAUCCUGCAGACUAGAAAACCCUUUCCUGAAUCAGAAAAGAUUGUUCUGAUCAUAGGGGCAGUUGUGUAUGCCAGUUACUGGGUCAUGCUGUUGACGUUGUAUGCAGUACUCAUAAAUAAGUGUGGGAAGAGAAAGAAGGAAACACACUAUGAUAUGGUGCUGGAUGUAUGAUUUACAGACUGCAGUCAUCAUUUACCACUGAACUCUCUUUUUGGGUUGCUUUCACUCACACCAUGUUGUUAUACACAUGUUUCUCAGAUGCAGAGCAGCUCUGGAGGCAAACUGGUUGAGUUCAACCAAAAUGGAGUUUUUUCAGACUUGAAUGGCAAAAACAUACAGGAUAAAUGGCAGUGGCUGAUUUUUUAUUUAUUUGUUGUUCAUUCAUGACCAUAGCAUUCACCAUCUUGGAACAUUAGCAUGCUAGCUAGUUAGCUUACCUAGAGUUCUUUAAUCUAACAUGUUUAGCUGAAGAUCAGCUUCUGUAAGAAAACUAGCUAAUCUUGAUAACUCAGUAUGGAAAGAUGAAAUAUAUUGCAGUUGGCAGCAAGAGUGCUAGGCUUUGUAAUAUUAGCUACCUCUUACCCAUGUCAUUUUCACUGGGCUUCAGUUUAACAUUUGCAACUUAACCAAAGAAAAUGUGGAUUUUUAUCUCCACCCAUUGGGGUUUAACUUGACCAGUAAGAAUAUUUUACUACCAGAGCAUCAUUGUGUCUCCAAGAAAUGUUUGUACACUCUAACUAGAAACAAAUCUACAUAUUGCCCCCACCAAAGGGAAGCCAAAAACCCAUCACCACAUAGCUUCGAGUUGAAGUCAAACUGAAACUACCAGCACCCUGCCCUGCAAGGCUGUCUCCACUGUCAAAUGACUGAAGUUGAACGUUGUUAUGGGGGCAAUGCAUUGAUGUACCUUUCCAGAGUUUUUAAAUCUCUUUUAGGAAGAGCUACAGAAUCAAUUUAAAAAGAGCAAAAGUGUGCAGAUAGGGCUUUAAAAUGGAGAGCUGCUCUCUUUCUUUUAUUGCACUCAUGUCAUAUGGGAAAGAUGCUUCCUAGUAGCCUUCACACAUUAUAAAUGUAUUUAUAAUGCAUUUUGUAUCACUUAAGUCAAUUCAUAAUUGCAACUCCUAAAUUGCAAUGGCAAUGCACAGCUGUUGGAUGCAGGUUGUGUUUGUGCUUGACAUUACAAUUCUUGAUUUGCUGUUUAAAAUUAAUCUAAACACAUCACUGUGGUGCAUGUAUGUUGAAAGUGAAAAGGUGCAAGAUCCAUAGAAAUAUCCAGUCAUGCCACUUACAAGUCUUGUUUUUCCUAUAUGACGUGAAUGCAGUAUUUUUCUUAACGUUUACAAAGUGAAGAAUCUCAAACUGAUCACUGAUUGGUAGAUAUAAACUCCACCAGAUCAGGUGACCAGGUGAACAUGUGACCAGACGAGAGACGGUGUAUCAUUGCUGCUGUGACUGUUUUAUUUUUACAGAAACAAUUUCUUUUGUUUUUCUUUUUUAUAUGAAUGAAGGGUGUAUGCUGCAAAAUGAUUUUAACACUAUUAUUGUUAAUGUAUUUCUUUCUACCAAGUUGAAUGAUAACCACCAAGUAGACACGAUGGACAGUCUCCAAUCCAAAGUGAUUUUUGCCUCAAUGUGCCCUUGCUCUCUUCCUUUCUUCACAUACUGUAUUGAGGGUAAUGUGGCUACAUCUCUCUGCUUCCUUGCAUUGUGUUAAACGGCCUGCAAUGGAGCAGAUGCGAGAACAAAACAUUGAUGUACCAAUUGGGAGAGAAAUACUACCUGAUAACAGGAAUGUGAAUAAGGGCACUUGAUGGAAGGUAUCAGCAUUUUGGAAUGAAACAAGUCCAGUGUUUGCUAUAGACGACCAGGAGCAGACAUGAGUUUAAUUCUUAUGCACUUUUAUGUCUCUCCCGUUGUCCAGCUUGACGUAAUCAAGAUGAAAUACCUCAGUGGUUCUCUUUGCAUUGCAUCAAAGUGUCAGGAUGCUGUUCAAAGACUGAUGCAUUCUGAAGGUCUCAAGUAAUUUAUAAUAUGUUUGUGAUAUUAAAUAUAAAAGUGUCCUUUUAUACGCAGUUAUUAAGUCAAAGCUGGAUUUCUCUGCCUUGUCGGCCCUUUGCUGUAGCCAUUUACUUACUGUUACUUUGUAUUUCAAUGCAUUUUAUAUAUAUAUAUAUAUAUAUAUAUACAUUUCUGUUCUAUUUUUGCUUAGCUACCAAAGAUUCUUUAUUUUCACUCAUGUUUUUAUAAGAAAAAUGGGAAAAUGUGUUGUGCUUUCAACUGUUCUGACAAUGACUUGUAUAUCUGACCAAACAAUGUGAAAUUAUGAGCUGGGGGUUUUGUCUGCAAUAACAACAAUAAAAAUGCAAUUUGUAGGGAUAAGUUAUUGAUUUCAAGAGAUGUGACGAACCUGUGUUUUGUACAUUGUACGUAGAUAGAAAACCAGCAUAUUUAUGUUUAUAGGAUUCUGUACUUAGUAAGAUGUCCUCUGGUAUACAUGUAAAACCCCUAAGGUUCCAUAUGUCUACACUGCAAAAACAAUGAAUACAUUUAGAAAUCAUUUUUAAUAUAUAAAACAUGUGAACAUAAUUGCUAGACUUCAAAGUUUUUGCAGUGCUGAAACUACAUGGACAACUAGAAUGAACAAUAAAGCCAAAGCAGACUGAAAACUUUCGUCCAAAACAUUUGCACAAAAAUGUAAUUAUCUGCAAAUUAUGUGUUAUAAAGGUGCCUUACUGAGCAAUAACAAAAGAAAAACUGAGUGACAUUUUUAUACAAUUUUAAGGAGGUAUUCUGAGGUUUAAUGAAUGAGACCAACAAUUGAUUCAUGAGGUUGUUUUCAUGCCAAACUAGUCAUGGGCAGUGUUAUCGUAAAGCACUUUUUGUGUUUUGUGCCAAAUAAAAACAACUAUUGUUUUAA